Messenger RNA from Chrysochloris asiatica (Cape golden mole), 1647 nucleotides. It is a transcript of the gene IL2RB, whose product is annotated as interleukin 2 receptor, beta. Gene Ontology annotation, molecular function: protein binding; cytokine receptor activity. The record is from RefSeq and is a predicted model, not a curated record. The coding region runs from base 1 to 1647 and encodes 548 amino acids. The transcript is spliced from 9 exons. Gene Ontology annotation, biological process: immunoglobulin mediated immune response; cytokine-mediated signaling pathway. Gene Ontology annotation, cellular component: external side of plasma membrane. Lineage: Eukaryota; Metazoa; Chordata; Mammalia; Afrosoricida; Chrysochloridae.
AUGGCUGCUCCUCCUCUAUCCUGGCAUCUGCCCCUCCUCAUGCUUCUCCUUCCGCUGGCCAGCCCUGGACCAUCCACAGCUGUGAAGGAUGCUUCCACGCUCACAUGCUUCUACAACUCGAAGGCCAACAUCUCCUGUGACUGGAGCCGGGAUGGGGCUCUGCAAGCCCAGGACUGUGAACUUCACGCCCAGUCAGAGAAUAGGUGGUGGAACAAAACCUGCAAACUACUGCCCACCAGUCGGGAGUCCUGGACCUGUAACCUGAUCAUUGGGUCUCCAGAGUCUCAGAUACUGACAGCAGCUGAUGUCGUCACCAUAAGCGUAAAGUGCCACCAAGGGAAGCAGCAGUGGGUAGCGACAAGCCUGUACUUCAAGCCCUUUGACAACCUUCGCCUGAUGGCCCCCACCUCCCUCCAAAUCGUCAAGAUCGAGGCUCGAAGGUGCAACGUCACCUGGACCCUCCCCCAGGUCUCCCACUACAUUAAACAUUACCUGGAGUUCCAAGUCCGGACACGGCUCCAAGGCCACAGCUGGGGGGAGACCUUGAGCAUCAAGCAGAACCAGCAAUGGCUUUACCUGGAGACACUGAGUCCAGACACCACCUACGAGCUUCAGGUGCAGACCAGGGCCCGUAAAGACAUCAACAUGACCUGGAGCCCCUGGAGCCAGCCCCUGUCCUUUAGGACAAGGCCUGAAGCCCCCGGGAAGACCCUACCUCUUUCUUGGAGGAGCUACAUGAUUGGGGGUGUCAGUGGUACCAUUACCUUCAUCUUCAUCAUCUUGGUAUGCCUGCUGGUCAAAUGCCAAUACAUCAGUCCCUGGCUAAAGAAGGUUUUGGAGUGUCGCAUCCCAGAUCCCUCAGAGUUCUUUUCCCAGCUGAGUGAGGAGCAUGGAGGAGACUUCCAGAAGUGGCUCUCCUCGCCCUUCCCCUCAGCCUCCUUCAGUCCCCAUGGCACUGCACCCGAGAUCUCUCCGCUGGAGGUGAUGGACAGGGACGCCAAGACCACACAGCUGCUCCUGUGUCCACAGGACAAAGUGCCCAUGCCUUCUCCCAGCAGCCAUUCACACACCAGCUGCUUCACCAACCAGGGUUACUUCUUCUUCCACCUCCCCGACGCCCUGGAGAUCGAGGCCUGCCAGGUGUACUUCACUUACGACCCCUGCACUGCAGAACCUGACGAGGGCAGAUCCGGGGCUCCUGCGGGGUCUCCCCAGCUAGCCCUGCCACCUCAGCCCGGGGAAGAUGAUGCCUACUGCACCUUCCCCCCAGGGGAAGACCUGCUGCUCUUCUCCCCUGGUCUCCUUGGGGGCCCGGGUCCCCCAAACACUGCACAGGGGGGCAGUGGAACCAGGGAGGAGAGACAGCACUUCUGCCUUCAGGGAGAUGUUUGUGGAGAGUCUGCCUCUAGACCUGUGGGCUCCCCUGCCCCAGGAUCCCCCAGCCUAGUGUCUGUUAAGGAGUUGGCACCAGGAGAAGGUGGCGAGCAAGUCCCAGUCCCUGGUUCUGAAGAAGGGGAUGGCUGCCCCUGGGACACCUUUCCUGGGCAGGGGCAGGCCAAGGCCCUCACCUCCAGCCUGACCCAGAACACUGAUGUCUACCUGUCCCUCCAAGAGCUCCAAGACCAGGACCCAGCUCACUUGUCAUAG